AUGGAGAAUCAAAAGAGCUCAGUUAAUACGAAAGCGACCACUGUUGAUGAAAUCAAUAUUGGCCCAAUCGGCAACACACAAAGUAGAGAAGAGAGCAGUAUUUCGGAAUCUGAGAGACCCUCUCUCGUUAGGUAUAGAAAUCUCAGAUAUAAUAUUCUCAAAAGUCUCGAUGAUAAAACCGUCAGUGAUAUAGAUUUCCCAGAAUUAGAAUUAUGCUCUGAAUGUAAUAACGACAUUUUGACAUUUCCUCUCAGAGAGUUCACCCGACUACGCUGUGGGCACAUUUUUCAUAGACUUUGUGCUGAAAAAAAGCUUAUGCUUAAUAAUAUAGAAAUCACAGAAAUAUUUUCUACUAUUGUGAAUUAUCCGAUUGGCCAAUUGCCAGAAUCGAAUGUUAUUAUUCAAGAUUCACCAUUAUUCCAAUCAAGCAGAACUUUGGCCUUAACUAACAUGAUGAGCAAAAGGCGUAUGGAAGGGGUUGAGAAUAUAGGAACUCAACAGAUGGGAAGUCAAUUAAGAUGUGUUAAAUGUUCUGAGAACCUUUCUUUGUAUCUUCCUCCUCUAGGCUUUCUUCGAACCUUUUCUCAUCCUCCACCAAAACCUCUCGUAUACUUAACCUGCAAACAUAUCAUCCAUUACAACUGUAUCGAUAAUCCAGGAAAGCUAUGCCCUAUAUGUCCAUCAACUGAUAUGGAAAUUGAUGACGAUGAUAUGGUAGCUGUCGCCCAAGAGUCAAAUACACAGAAAAAAUGCAUUCAGAAAUCUUCUACUGAAAAAUCCUCCAGCAAGAAAAGGAAGACAUCUAAUAAGGAUGAUGUUUCUACAGUGCUAAAAAAGCUUAUUGAAGAGCUGUUAACUCCUGAUUCUGGUGAAGUCUUGGGAGAAUCAAAUGUGUCAGAUGCUUUACUAAAUACCAGAAAAUUUUUAUAUUUCUCUGAUAUGAUAGACCAAGCUGAGAUAAAAAAUAAAGAUGCAACACAAAAUGUCAUCAAUCGAUAUUUUGACUUUGGAGAAGUUUUAUAUUUGCAAUAUAAGGAGUUAAAACCCAGCUGUGGUAAGGAUGGAGCUAAUGCUCUUGUUAAAGAAGAAGUUAGAAAACAAAUUCCUGAAAUAAAAUUUUCUGAUGAUGCUUUGCGAAAGAGAAUGGAAAGGGCUGGGAAAGUUUAUAAGCUUUUUAAUAGCAUUGAUAGAACGAAAAUAGUAUGAAUUAGAUCUUUUCCCGCAAGGUCUAUUUUAAAUUUAUCUGAUAGUAAUGUUGAUCGUGUCAUUGCUGGAGUCCUGAGAGCAGAACGGAGUUAGAUAUUACUGCACCACAUUAUUGCGCAAUUAGUGGACACGCAUGUCCAGGGUUUUCAUUUUUGAGUAAUUAUGCAUAAAUAAUAAUAAAGUUUUAACCAUAAUGGGCUUUGUUUUU
Molecule: messenger RNA, 1414 nt
Organism: Rhizophagus irregularis DAOM 181602=DAOM 197198
Lineage: Eukaryota; Fungi; Glomeromycota; Glomeromycetes; Glomerales; Glomeraceae
Source: RefSeq, a predicted model, not a curated record